This is a messenger RNA of Saccharomycodes ludwigii, 2226 nucleotides long. It is a transcript of the gene RBS1, whose product is annotated as Rbs1p. The transcript has a single exon. The record is from RefSeq and is a predicted model, not a curated record. Gene Ontology annotation, molecular function: nucleic acid binding. Lineage: Eukaryota; Fungi; Ascomycota; Saccharomycetes; Saccharomycodales; Saccharomycodaceae. The coding region runs from base 1 to 2226 and encodes 741 amino acids.
AUGUAUGAUAAAUUGACUUCACCUAUCAAGUUAGCUUUAGUUAAAGAUGAAGAUAGAGAUUUUGUAUUAUCAUUAGAAGCAUCUAUUUUAAAUUUUAUUAAGAGUAACGAUGAUACCGAUAAUAAUCCUAUAACAGAUCAUAAUUGUGCUGGUAUUAUCGCUAAGAAGGAUGAAAAUAACCAUGUAGAAUGCUUAUAUUUAGAACCUAAUUUAAACUCUUAUUACAGACUACUGUCUCAUCAAAUAGCCGAAUAUUAUGGUUUACAGCAUUUUCUAAUUAAAAGAAAAAAUCUAAUUAUGUUGAAAAAGAGGAAAACAGAAAAUGACAGUUCCCGGUCCUUAGUAUUACCCGAUAAAUUAAGGGACAUUUCAAUUGCUAACUUGAAAAAAGACUUGAUUACAAAUGGAUAUUAUACUGUACAAAAUGAACUAAAUAAUACUACUGCUAUUACCAGUUCUAAAAAAGAUAUACAAGAAAAUGAUCAGAGUGCUGUAAAAAACAAAAAUGUAGAAUAUCGUUCUGAUUCACCUCAACCCCAUGAUUUUGAAACCUCUAGCUAUAAAAUAGAAUUACAAGAAAGACAGCAAAUAUAUUACACUGAUAAUUACAUCAAUGCUAAUAGUAGUAAUGGCAAUAAAAGGGGAGGUAAUUAUAUUAGUAUUAAUGGAUAUUCCAGUAAAAAUAACCAUGAAAAUAAUAUCAGCAAAAUUAAUAAUAAUAAUGGCAUGGUUUCAAAUAACAAGGCUCACGCAUACCAAAAAUAUUAUAGCGGUACCGUAACUAACAAAACUAAAAAUUACUGCAAUAAUAAUAACCUCAAUUAUAAACAUAUGUCACUAAAUAAUACUAACACAAACACUUUCCUAAAUAGUCAAAAUCAGAUGUGGGUUCCAAUGGUUUAUCAGCACCGAGCACCAAUACCAAUCAUACAGACUGUUAUGCCACAACACAAUAAGAAUAUUACGGAUACUCGGCACUUUAUUCCUAUUCGACUUAAUAAUAAUGCUAAUACAGUCAUAUCAUCAACUCCUUAUUCUUCUUAUUCGCCCGUUAAUAGUGAACAUGUUUUGAGUCAUUCGUCUACCUCUAUGCGACUAUUGAAUGUUAUGUCACAAGAUACUGAUAUUGGUACCAUUUCCGAAAUCGAUCACCAAAAUGAAAAUAGGUUUGAAGUUCUUGAACAGGAACAAGGAAAGUUUGUAACUAAUAGCGAGAGUCACAACAUAGGUGAUGUGGAUGCUGGCGAUAAUGGUAAUACAAAAAAUGUAGAGAAUAAGAAAACCUCUUUUGUUUUAGAAAGCAAUAACAACAAAAAUAUUGACAAAAAUGUUAAAAAUGAUACUACUAUAACUUUUAAUAGUGUGCAUGAUGUUUCUUUAGGUACUAAUGAGUCGUAUAAAAAAGUUACUGGUGAUGAUAGCGAUAGUACUGGUAGUAGCGAUGGUAACAAUGGUGGUAUCAGUUGUGCUAGUAGUACUAGUAGUGGUAAUAGCUCUUUUAAUAAUACAUCUUAUAAUUAUCAAGAAUAUGCUUAUUGUGGGAGGAAUUAUGAUAUUAAUAAUAAUGAUGGAGUGUACCAAUAUCAUUAUCCAUAUAAUAAAGGAAAGAUCAAUUAUAAACAAGAUUGUCGCAAUGGUUAUAAAAAUAAUUAUAAAAACAAAAACAUCAAAAGUGCUUAUUACAAUAACAAUAAUAAUGCUAUUUAUAAUUGUAAUACAUUUCCGAGCAACAACAAUAACGGGAGCAACCAGGAAAAUUUUAUGUAUUUUAGACAUCCAAAUUUCCAGCAGCAGCAGCAGCAGCAGCAGCAGAUGUCAAAUUUUUUUCCCAUACAAAUGCUUUCAGUAUCAUCUUUGUCGUCUGUUCCGCCCCUUUCAUUUGGAAUGGUGCUACCAUCAACAUUUGUGCCGGUGAGUUCCAACAAUAUGCCAAAUAAUAUUGUAUAUAAUAACAGUAAUUUUGAUUUUGCAAAAACAAGAAUUGGAUAUUACGGACAAUUUGCGACCAAUACUAGUGGAAUUACGAGUAACACCAAUACAUAUUAUUACAAUAGUCAUGUGCAUACUUGUGAUAAUAGAUUCGCAAUGAAAUAUGGAAACUAUUAUUAUAAUGAUAAUAUUAGAAACAACUUUGGUAGAAAUAAUAUCAAGUUGAGCAGUAAACAAGGACACAACAGGAAUGAUGGUAAUAUUUUUUAUACCAGUGAAAAAAUUGUACAAGAAUAA